AUGUUUGUUAAAAAAUCAAGUGUAUCCUCAGUGGGGAUCAUAAGGAGAUGCUUAUCAACACAAAGACCACCUUUCUACGAGGUUUUCCCCAAAAAAUCCAUUAUGAAUAGAGUCCUUUUCGAUUUGGAUAGUAGACAUAGUUAUAGGAAACUUUAUACUGUUUAUGAAAAUGUUUACAAAACUUUAGAUAAUGAUGAAGAACCAGUGAUACCCAAAUUUGUUGAUGCCUCUGAUUUAAUGAUUAUGAAGAAAUCAUUAGAAGCUAUUAGAACAAGGUCUCAUGCAACAAAUAAACAUUUAUUACAAUUAGAAAAUGAAUUAACUGAAAAAGCUGCUGAACAUGGUAAUAACGAUGCUGUUUCCCUUUUGGCUUAUGAAGCUUUCAUGGAUAAAGAUGCUCCAAAAGAUGAUAAAGAAUAUGCUAAAGAAUUAAUCACCAAAUUAUUAGAUAUGAAACAUCCUUUAACUACAAAAUUAAGUGCAGAUACAUGUAUUCAAAAUGGAAUGGUUGAAGAAGGUGAACAUCUUUAUUUAGAAUUUCUUAAAUUAGAAAAUGAUACAUUUUUAGCAUCUGAAGUUUAUAAAGGUUUAGGGAUGUUAUAUUUCCAAAGAGCUGAUUUAACAAAGAGUAAAUUAUAUUUUGAACAAUCUGUUAAAACUGGUCCUUUAGAUAAAUUAGCUGAAGUUCAUUAUUAUUUGGGUCAACUAACAACAAAUGAUGCCGAUAGAUCAAAAUAUCAUUUAGAAAUAAGUGCAAGUCAAGGUUUUUUACAAUCUUUCCCAUUAUUAGGAUUUUUAGAAUUGAAUUAUUUUCAAAAUUUAACAAAAGCAAGAGAAUGGUUUAAAUUAGGUUCAGAAAUGGGUGAUGUUCAAUGUGUAAUUGGAUUAUUUGAUUGUUUUAUUAAAUUAGAUGAUUUGAAGAUUGCAAGUAGAUUAUAUCUAAACUUAAGAGAAAGUUUAUCAAAUUCAAAAGAUCAAGAAGCACAAACAGUUUGGAAGCAUUUCAUUGAAAGUCGUGGAGACUCAAUUAAUAAAGUUAAAGAUCUUGUUUAUUCAAAUGAAACUGUAACAGGUAAUAUAGUCAAAGAUACAUUAUCAUCACAAUUGAAUAAAAAGACUACAGAUAAGAAUAAUAGAUGGGGUAUAUAA
Messenger RNA from Hansenula ciferrii, 1149 nucleotides. It is a transcript of the gene MSS2, whose product is annotated as Mss2p. Gene Ontology annotation, molecular function: protein binding. The coding region runs from base 1 to 1149 and encodes 382 amino acids. The transcript has a single exon. Lineage: Eukaryota; Fungi; Ascomycota; Saccharomycetes; Phaffomycetales; Wickerhamomycetaceae. The record is from RefSeq and is a predicted model, not a curated record.